This is a messenger RNA of Mercurialis annua (annual mercury), 2030 nucleotides long. Its product is annotated as glucan endo-1,3-beta-glucosidase 8-like. Lineage: Eukaryota; Viridiplantae; Streptophyta; Magnoliopsida; Malpighiales; Euphorbiaceae. The coding region runs from base 151 to 1599 and encodes 482 amino acids. Gene Ontology annotation, cellular component: plasma membrane. The transcript has 2 exons. Gene Ontology annotation, molecular function: hydrolase activity, hydrolyzing O-glycosyl compounds. Gene Ontology annotation, biological process: carbohydrate metabolic process. The record is from RefSeq and is a predicted model, not a curated record.
UAAAGCCCUUUGUCAUCCCUACAAAACAUGCUCUAAAUAAAGAAACAAUCCAAUUCCUCAAUUCUCCUCAAUUUCUUCAUCAACCACCCAAGAAAUUUAACUCCUCUCCAUUUCUCGGAAGAUCGAUUUUUACUCCGGUUACCUCCACCUAUGGCCGGAGCCUGUAGCUUGGCGCUAUGGAUCAGCUGUUGUACAAUGAUGAUGGUCUCAACGAAUGUUAUAGCAGGCGUUAUACCGGGUUUAGGGGUGAACUGGGGGAACAUAGCGUCCCACCCGUUACCUCCGGACAUAGUUGUGAAAAUGUUGAAAGAUAAUAACAUAACCAGGGUUAAGCUUUUCGACGCGGAUGCUUGGACCGUGAAUGCAUUGGCUGGUUCGGGCAUUGAGGUUAUGCUUGCCAUACCUAAUAAUAUGUUGCAUUAUAUAGCCGAUAGCGAGGAUAAUGCUAAAGAUUGGGUUAGAGAAAAUGUCACAGAACAUCAAACGUCCGUUGAUAUCAGAUAUGUUGCUGUCGGAAAUGAACCAUUCUUGGCUGCCUACAACAAUUCAUUCGACAAAACUACAUUCCCAGCUCUACAAAACAUACAAAAAGCUCUCGACAAAGCCGGACUCGGAGACAAAAUCAAAGCUUCCGUCCCCUUAAACGCCGACGUUUACGAAGGAACUUUACCAUCUCAAGGAGUUUUCCGUAAAGAUGUCCGAGAUGUCAUGACCAAAAUUGUGAAUCAUCUUCAAGAUCAUAAAGCUCCAUUCAUCGUUAACAUUUACCCUUUUAUUAGUCUCUACCAAAGCUCUAGUUUCCCAUUCGAAUACGCCUUUUUCGAUGGCGGUAGCAAGACCAUUCAGGACAAAAACCUUGCUUACACUAAUGUUUUCGAAGCUAACUAUGAUACUCUUGUCUGGGCGUUGAAGAAAGCUGGUGUUCCUGAUCUUAAAAUCCUCGUUGGAGAAGUAGGUUGGCCGACAAAUGGUGAUAUAAAUGCUAAUGAGAACUUAGCGAAAAAAUUCUACGACGGUCUCUUCAAGAAACUCGCAGCGAAAAAAGGAACUCCCCUUCGUCCGGGAGUAUUGGACGUGUAUUUAUUUAGUUUGGUCGACGAAGACAUGAAAAGUAUUAUGCCGGGUAAUUUUGAGAGACAUUGGGGGAUCUUUCGCUAUGACGGACAACCCAAGUUUCCGAUGGAUUUAUCCGGUCAAGGAAACGAUAACAUGCUUGUCGGAGCGAAAAACGUUCAGUAUUUACCGGCACAGUGGUGUGUACUUAGCCCAGAUGUCAAGAACAAGAGUAUGAUACCAAAAGAAAUAAACUAUGCAUGUUCAUUAUCGGAUUGUUCAAGCUUGGCUUAUGGAUCUUCAUGCAAUAAAUUGAGUGAUACUGGGAAUGUUUCGUAUGCUUUUAAUAUGUACUUUCAAAUGAAUGAUCAAGAUGUUGAAGCUUGUGAUUUCAAUGGAUUGGCUACCAUUGUUAGAAAAAAUGCUUCCUCUGGGGAUUGUCUUUUUCCUGUUCAGAUUAUAAGUUCCGGAGAGAGAGUCAUGUUGGGAUUUUUUUCGUUUCGGGUUUUGGUUGGAUUGUUAUUGCCAAUCUUUCUGUUCAUGUAAUGUAAUCUGAAGAUGACAAUAUCAAUAUCAUGACUUGAGUUUCAAUUUGGUACCAAAAUUUUAGUUUGUAUCAUGGUAUCAAAAAUUUAAUUUAUAUUCCAAGAGAUAGUUGUCGGAUAAUUCAGAUUGGCGUCGAUUAGUUUCCGUGCAACAUGGCCUUAUUAGAAGCUCUACAUUCAAGGGACAACCACCUAUCAUGGAUGUUUUUGAAAUUGGUAUCGGUCAACCGCCGGAUAAUACAUGUAGAAAUCGACAAAAGAUUUAUGAACCUCUGCUGUCACAUACCGUAAAGGUUCAUUUCUAAAUACAUAUAUAUCAUUGAAAUGUAAAAAGCUUAUUGAAAUAUUUGGUUUUAUACAGUGAAUUAAUUGUACUUCUGUCAGAUUCAACCUCAAUGAAAAGCAGGGGAUGUUAUUCCUGUUUCAUAUGUA